ACUUCGGCACCUGUGGCUCUCACGGUCUGACAGCUAACUUCGGUAACCAAUGUCAGUGUCCCUUGAAGUGCGAAUCUGUGGAGUGUGUUGUGCUAAUCGUCUGUGCCGCCGUGAAUUAGCAGUGAGAGGUGUUGAGGUGCUGGUGAAGGAUGCGUGUAGGGGCGCCAGUGACCACGUGACCCGAGUGAUGAGACAGGAACACGGUCCACCUGUUGCUGAGUGACCUGAGUGAUGGCACACGGAUAAGUGACCAGCAGUGAGUGUGACGCUCGUGGUGGCGGCGAGCGAGGCGCGGCGUGCGGGCGUGUGUGGUGGGGCGCGGCCGCACCCCGGCGCGUGGGUGAACGGCCCGCUGCCGGACAGGCUUGAGGCGGGCGCGCGGACGGCCUCGCCGGGCACCGCGGGUCUGGUGGGGCGCCGCCGGCAUGCCGCGGCGCGCGGCCCCGUAGCCUCGGCCCGCCUGCCGUCGCGAUGGAGAAGGUGGAGAAGAAACUGACGAGGUUCCGCGCGACGCUCAAGAACAAGAGGAAGUUGUCGCUGCCGGUGUUCAUCAACCAGUUCCAGCAGCAGUGGGCGGAGCAGCAUGGCGGCGGCGGCGGCGGGGGCGGCGGCGGCCUGGAUGGCAGCGUGGGCGGCGGCAGCCUCACGAGCAUCCCGCCGGCCGUGGACCGCGAUGGCCGCCGCGGCCUCUCGCCCACCGGCCUCAACCUGUCUUUCACGCCCCUUGAGGUGGGGCGGGAGCGCGGCCACAGCAUCGGCGGCUCACCCUACUCCACCCUCAGCCGCACGGGGGCGCCCUGCCCCUACCCUUGCCACAUCAACCUUAUCACCUCAGUGUCCUCUCCGGGCGGCACCACCCAGCUGGUGCCCGGCACGCCGCCCUUCCCCACCGUGCGCCUCAGUUUCCCAGACGGGAGCAGCUCAACGAGACCCGACCUGAAGUCAGACAGCCGGUGUACAAAUGACAAGGUAAGGGAGUCUUGAGCGUUGUGUUGCAGUGGUGUACAGGACAUGGCCGGGUUGAUGUUGUUUAAAGAUUAUUGUCCCUUCGUGGAGGAGCCAUGGGCCUUUGUGGGAUGACGGCCCAUGAGGAGGGAUGCGAAAG
Molecule: messenger RNA, 1105 nt
Organism: Eriocheir sinensis (Chinese mitten crab)
Lineage: Eukaryota; Metazoa; Arthropoda; Malacostraca; Decapoda; Varunidae
Exons: 3
Coding region: 472-984 (170 amino acids)
Source: RefSeq, a predicted model, not a curated record